This is a messenger RNA of Tribolium madens (black flour beetle), 1617 nucleotides long. Its product is annotated as protein flightless-1-like. The coding region runs from base 106 to 1548 and encodes 480 amino acids. Lineage: Eukaryota; Metazoa; Arthropoda; Insecta; Coleoptera; Tenebrionidae. Gene Ontology annotation, molecular function: protein binding. The transcript has 7 exons. The record is from RefSeq and is a predicted model, not a curated record. Gene Ontology annotation, cellular component: extracellular matrix.
AGAUAAGUGUGAAUUGUGCUAAUCAAUGAGACAUUGUCUCAAAAAAUUGUUUCAUUUAGCAGUGAGAGUGUCAAAAUAACAAUUUCUUCAAACACCAAGUCAACAAUGUUGUUACUCUUUCUCUUAUCACUGGUGUUAUCAGUGAUUUCAGAUCCCAAUGUCCCACCCUUUUGCGAGAAAUGUAACUGUGUUAACGACGAUAACAAUCAAUUACAAGUCACUUGUACUAAAGACAUUUCAUCUUAUAUUUUCGAUAAAUCGUUUUGGAUCAACCAAAAUGAGAGCAAGUCGUACAGUUAUACCAAAAUUAAGAUUCAAAAUUCACCAAUUUUGGAGCUAAAAUCGCAAUUCCCCGAUUCAAAUCUCAUCGAAUUGAGUUUAAGCAACAAUUCGAUUGUUAGAAUUGGUAAUGAUGUGUUUAGUAACCUUCAAAACAUGCAAUUGUUGGAUUUGAGUUACAAUAACAUCGAAAUUUUGCAUCCAGACACUUUUGAUGGUCAAUAUUUGGAGGGUGAUUGGCGACCGUUAAAAUCCCUGAUCAAACUUUAUUUGGCCCACAACAAGAUUCACACUUUGGAUAAGGAUAUUUUUGAGCACACUUCCAGGAUUGAGGUUUUAUCACUGUCUCAUAAUCCCUUGAAAAUCCUGGAUCAGGCCACUGCGAUUGCUAUCACUAGUUUAGUUUUUUUGAAAGAUUUGGAUUUGAGUUAUACAGGAUUGGCGAGUCUUCCAGCUGGGUUUUUGCACACACCCAAGUAUUUGAUUUUCUUGGAUUUGAGUGGGAAUCGGUUUCGGGAAGUACCGGAGACGUUAGGGGAUGCACACAGUUUGGAAACGCUCUAUUUCAAUAAUAAUCCCAUUGUUAAUCUGACUAGCAAAAACGGUUUUCCUGAAAUCCCCACUCUCAAGUACCUCCACUUCAGCUCAAUGCCCAAUUUGGUCAACAUCAGCAAAGCCUCCUUGAGCAAACUCGUCAAUCUCACCGAAUUCUAUUGCUACAACAACCCAAAAUUAUCGAACAUUGACCGAGAAGCGAUUUCGUCACGACGUGACGGUGCCGAAUACAAAACCUGGCCCCCGAUCAAGAAACUAUUUUUACAAAAUAAUAAAUUGGCCUCGAUAGACAUGGAGAUUAUCCUUAAUUGGAAGGAUUUGGAUGCACUUGAUUUAACCGAAAAUGCGUGGACUUGUGAAUGCGAAAAUCAGUGGAUGAUUGACGAAUUAAUGCCCAUUUAUUUGCAACUCGAUGAGGACAAAGCCAAAGCACUCAAAUGUGAGGCACCAAUCGAGAUGGCUUCAUUGACACUUUAUGACAUUUAUCAGAAACAAACGACGAUGCGAUGUCUUGAUUUGUACGGUCAUAGACCCGAAAGAGACGGCGUUUUAUUGGUUGGAAUUUUAGCCGGUGUUUUAAUCACCAUACCAUUGAUACUUUUCAUCAUUUACGCUUAUCAGAGACACUGGUUUGGACUAUUUGACAGCUCACCGGCCGCUUUUUCGCGCCAAUUUUACAAAAGAACCGUUUCUUCCGAAGACGGCUAUCUCUAAUUUAAUUUUCCUACUUUUUAAUUACCAAAUAAAGUAUCGUUGAUUUUUUUAAUAAAAUUAAAUCACGUC